Messenger RNA from Monomorium pharaonis (pharaoh ant), 9345 nucleotides. RefSeq names its product transcription factor Sox-19b. The coding region runs from base 806 to 1984 and encodes 392 amino acids. The transcript is spliced from 5 exons. Gene Ontology annotation, molecular function: RNA polymerase II cis-regulatory region sequence-specific DNA binding; DNA-binding transcription factor activity, RNA polymerase II-specific. Lineage: Eukaryota; Metazoa; Arthropoda; Insecta; Hymenoptera; Formicidae. The record is from RefSeq and is a predicted model, not a curated record. Gene Ontology annotation, biological process: regulation of DNA-templated transcription; cell differentiation; anatomical structure morphogenesis.
GAUUUUUUUUUACUUUUGGAGAAGUUAUAAAAGUGAACUAUUUUAAAAUGAUAGUUGUAUAGUAAGAGACUGUUACGAUGUCGAAAGAAAACUGCUCUGUAUAUCGAGAGUUCUGAAGAGAAAGAAGAUGAAACGAAUAGCUGAGGAAGAGGAACAGAAACAGAAGUAAUGUAAGUUAGAGGUAUAUGAUCUCCAAUACUAGACUAUCCAGGCCAAUCAGAAGCUCGACGAGCCGUCAGACCAACCCCCGGCGAACCAUUGGCGAGCACUAAGUAUACCAGGGUGGGGAAACUCCUUCUCUACUGCGCAUUCGGGUGGGGGAAUCGCGGCACUUCACUGCAGCGAUGACCUGAGUGUUCAGACCACUUUGGUUAAUCCUGACGGUCCGACGGUAUCUCCAAAGUCGUCGUCCGCGACGUGAGAUUAAACGUACAGUUCGUCUUUUUUAUGUUUUGAGUUGAGCUUCUCUUGAAGCUCGGCCCAGGUAUCGAAACGCGGUCUUGUGACUUUCAGAGCGUCAAACAAAAAUGAGCUUCAGUGCGGGCGCAACAGCGCACUGUGAAUGAUGCGCGAUGUAUGAGAAGACUGAGAGAAAAACUACAAUCUGGAGUGACGUGAUCCAAGGUAGUGAUACAAGAACCCUAGUCUCACAUUAUGUGCAUGACGAAUUGAGUAGUGCAGUGACCGACUUCUCGAUAUUAUUGCGUUCUUCGAGUGAUUGUUAAAAACGACUUUGUGAGACGAGAGUCUCAAUCACGGCUUCAAAAUUGAGUUGGACUUGCACUCACGAGCCGCCGGCCACUUCAUGAGAGCCGGCGGCAACAUGUGCGACGGGUCCUUCACAGAAACUCUGCGCACUAUGCAAGGAAUGAGUACGUCGACACCGGCACUACCCGGUGGUAGCGCCGGUGUCGGUCACAUGGGAGUCGGCCUUGGUAGCCCACUUGGUUCAGCAGGCAAGAAGAUGCAAGGAGAGCACAUCAAACGGCCAAUGAACGCCUUCAUGGUCUGGUCACGUCUACAACGACGGAAAAUUGCACAAGAGAAUCCGAAAAUGCAUAACAGUGAAAUCUCCAAGAGACUUGGUGCAGAAUGGAAGCUUCUUACGGAGGAUGAGAAACGCCCGUUCAUUGAUCAGGCGAAGAGGUUACGUGCGCAACACAUGAAAGAACACCCUGACUACAAGUACAGACCGCGAAGAAAGCCCAAGACUUUGCGGAAAGAGGGUUAUCCUUAUAGCAUUCCAUAUCCAAGUGUUCCCAUGGAAGCUCUUCGGGCCGGGAUGGCCGGUGGCAUGGGACAGGCUGGGAUGGGUUCCUAUUACACCCCUGCCGCGGCUUAUGGCUCACUCUCGGCAGCCAGCAUGGCUGCAGCCGCCGCCGCGGCUGCACAACAGUCUGCCGCCAUGUCUGGUCUCGCGGCACCUGCUCAAGUAGUAGGCUCAAUGGACGCCAUGAAGUAUUCAAUGGAAGCUGAUAAAUAUCGCGCCGCCUAUAUGCCGCCCAGCACUCUAACAAUGAGCAUGUAUUCGGAUCCCAAGUACCUGGAUUCCUCCAAUUCCAAGGCUUAUCUGGAUCGCACCUACUUAGAUGCAAAGGCAUACUUCGAAGGCGUGCAACAGUCGAAGCUGUACAUGGAUCAGAAACCGAUUGCGGAGUACAAUCGGCCCAGCUACGAGCCCAACAAGCUCUACGAGGAGUCCAGUCCGGGUAGCGUCGUCGGCGGAAGUGGACCGACGAGGUCGCCGCCCGCAGAGUCACCAGAUACCAGCAAGCAACACGAAAGGACGGAACAGGGCUCGUCCAGCGCGAGCUCAACAUCGACGUCAUCGGCCGCGAGCCCCGGCGCGACUCUGCCAGCGUAUUAUCCCGGAUCAGUUCAAGCCGGCGGCUUGCUCGGCCCGCAAAUGGGCCAGUACGGUGGAUACCAAAUGGCACCGGCACCAGGAAAUGAAUCUUUUCGGCGGCCGUUGGUUAUCUUGUGACCCGAUAGAGCGUAGCUCUGAUCUAUCUUCGAUCUAUAGGAGCAAUUGCUAUGAUGGUUACCGCAAACUCAACGGAACGAAGCCCCGACGGUACCCAACGGAAACGCAGACUUUUCCGGAUGUCGUCAGUCGCGGUUCCGAUAAUUAGAAGGACGGGAUGAUGUGAAUUCCGAUACAUCCUCAAGAAGGAUAAUCGCUACGUAUCUCUCUCUUUCUCUCGAUCGUUACGACCGUAGAUUUAACGAGACAAAAGUUAAAUCGUUGUUUACCAUAAAGCCAUUGAAGAAAAAGAUUAUCCUUCAAAUCAAGCCAAUUAAGUAAAAGUAUACCAGGAUCUAUGAAAUUUUCCAACAAUAACUGUUUUCUCGUCGUAAUGAUUACGGAUUUAACCUAUUACGGAUUUAACAAAAGCAUCCAUCAGUCAACAUCAAUCAUGAUAUCUUCACCCUCGAUUCUUUUCUAUAGAAGACUUCUGGCAAUCCUUGAAAGGUACUGAGGUGGAGCGAGUACAAUAAAUGAAGAAGAUCUCACAAAUCAUUUUUCUCGAAUUCUAACGUAAUUUGAAGUGCAAAAGAAGAGAAUACCAAUACUUUCUAAAACGAAGAUACAUAACACUUACAUGCAAACAAUCUAUUUAAAAAUUAUUGUAGAAAACAUUCUUAAACCAACAUCUGCCGUUGAAGACGAUCGAUCUGAAAGAAUGCUAUCGACUAAGAAAGAUUAGGCAGUUUCCUGACAGCAAGAUUAUAAUCAAUACCAUCGCCCUAGCAACGGAAUUAAACCUGGCCAAUAGACUACUUUGAGAAACGGAGAACGACCAACGACAGUAAUGUCGUUACAGAUGACAACGAAGACCGGGAGGACUUCCGCUGUGUCGUCGGCUGACUAGUCUUAACCGAGGUGUGCUGAUAAUUGUACAUAAUCCCUGUGUAAAUAGUGUAGUAAAAACUUGGCUUCUUCCGGAUUUCCGCGCGCGAAUCCGCUUUCUUACGGUCUCUCUCCAUCCAAGAAUUCCCCGAGAGGAGAAAGCAGUACAAAUGGAAUCAUGUGCGUGCGUGGUGUCCAAGAGCUGUCGCGAGUGUUCAAUCUCGAACGGUGUAAAAGCAACUUGUACUUUAAUUUUCUUUCUUGAAGACGAAGAAAACUUCAUUGAUGGUUGCGUAAACCAUCGAAAAGGUAAAUUUCGUACGUAAUGACUACGUAUGCAAAAUUUAUUUUAUAAGAAAUUUAUUAUUAUUUCUUAUAUUUAUAAGAAAUUUUUUAGAAACUUUUCUUUAGAAAAUUAGAAAACAAAUUUGUUUUAGAAAAUAAGAAAGAAAGCAAAACAAAAAUGAAAUUGCCAUAAGAGACAAAACGCAGUUGUCGAUGCGAAAUCAAGUUUAUUACUAUAUUUAUUCGAAAUAAUUAAAUUGUCGCAAAUAUUUCGACUCUCGGUUUAAGUUUUUCUUAGUGCAAAGAAUUGACAUAGCAAGAUCUAUCGUCCAUUUGACAUUAUUAAUUAAUUAUUUUUGAUGAAUUCAAAAAAUCUUAAUGUUGAUAUUUAAACACAAUAUGGAUCCUUAUAAUAUUUAACGUUAUACAGAAGAUUAAAAAUACGUCAAUAUUUUUGUUGUACCUAAAGAUAAUUUUAAUCACAUUCAAUUGCUACUUAGGUAUUCAAUAAGCUAUUGAGUGCUUAGUAACUGGUCACUAAUAAUUACACCGAUUGAUAAACUGUAUAACGUUGAAAAGGUAUUCUCAUCUUAAAAGUCAAAUUCGAUUUUAAAGAAAAAUGCCAUUAAGUUUUAUAAUGGUAUAGAAAAAUAUUGGCAAUAACUUCUAAGUUAUAGAUUGCUAACAGUUAUAUGCCAUCACCUGCAUCGUUUCUUGCACAUUCAUAAAUCCAUCGUUGAAGAUACCAUAAAAUUACGACUUUAACCACUUCUUUUUCCCCUUGUAUAUCACGUUUUUGUAUUCCCCGUUUUCUAUAAUGUUCGAAACGAAACUAAACGCUCAGAGGAAAAAGAAAUUCUGCUUCUCAAUAAAAAGAGACAUUUUAGAAUAUCUUCAAAAGGUCGGAAGUAAUAGCGAACGAUGGUUAUGGCAGUUAGCUAGCGCGCAUUAUUUGAAUCGAUCAAGCGACCCUACCACGUCAUUUUAUGUCCUGUAUAUCUCUUGGCUGAUGUUUAUUUUUUCAAAAAGUGUUUUUAUGGGAUAUUCUUAAGAUUGUAAGCUUUAAAAAAUCGAUUUUUAAAAUUUCAAAACUACAUUAACCCCUUAUAAUUAAUAAAAAAUAUAAAGCGGUAAAUACGUCGCAAAAUAAAAGACGUAUAAUGAUUUGUAAAGAAAUGACGUCAUUAUUACAUUUUAAAUAAAUAACACAACAGGUCGAUAUUUUAAAAUUAAUAAUUAAAUUCGAAUCCUGGCUGAAAUAUUAUUUUUUACAAUAAAUCAUUUAGUUUUUUCGGGGAGGGAGAAUUUUAUAAAUGCUUCUGAACAUUGAUUAUCUGGCCAGUAAUUGUGUUUCAAGACUGACUAAAAAUGUCGCCGUGCACUUUAUACAAACUGGUAAUGUUAAAUUCACGCAAGAAUUAAUAUUCAGCACCAAAAUCUGCUGCGGACCAAUAUAGGCAACUUUAUCUAUAUCUUAAUGUUUAAAAUAAUUAACUAAUGACAUCAAAAUGACGAUAGCUUGCUAUUUCUGAAAAUUGUUUGUUAAUUAUAGAUUCAUAAUAAAAAUCAUACAUUUCCAUUGGUAAAAUUCGCUUCCUUGUUCAAAACAGUAAAAUAAGAUACAGAAUUAGUAAACUGAUGUAGUCAAACAACAUCGUAAUGCCAAUGAUAUGAAACUUUUAAAGAAUCAACUAAAACAAGGGAAAGAGCUUAAUCAAAAUUUCAUUUUUGUUUUGAUUUAUUAUUUUAGUCGUCCAUGCUUGGCAUUUCACUCGCUCCAACAGGUAAAAGCGCGUUUAAUCUAUAAUGAUAUUAUCUCAGAAACUCUCCAGAUUGUUUUAAUUUUAAUAAGAAAGAAAAUUUUUAUUUUUUUAUUCGCGUGUUUAUUCUCGCGGAAAAAUUGUUGCGUCGUAAGUAUAUAACGAAUUUUAUUCGCGAUUGUCGCGUGGUUGUCAUGUUUUGUUUUCAUCAAAUUCAUUAUAUUGUAUUUAUUUCCUUAUAAUUUAAGGCUCCUGCUAGCUCAGUUAACAAGUCCGCGUUGACAGUGAUGGCUUAAUUCGAAACGGGAAAAACCAGAGUUUUUAUAAAUUUUUGAAUAGUUUCUGAAAAUUCUAUGAAAAUGAAAUAAAAUUCAAUUUUUUUUAGAAAUUAUUUUCAAAAUUCAGUUUAGUCAAAUAUUUCUCUGAAAAUGUAUUGUAAUUUCUCUGACAUGUCGCUAAAAGUAUCAAUAAAAUAUUGAAAAAAUGCUGGAAUAUACGAAAAUUGUCCAACCACGAGUAACGCGUCGCUAAGCGGAUAAGUUCUAUAUUUCUCAUAAGUAAAAAAAUCACAAAAUUAUAUAAAAAGUGCAACGUUGUGUUCUUCAUUCCUUAAUAAGAGUAUUUUAUUAAAGUGAUACAAUUUCAGAAAACAAAUAAAUAAACUAAAAACUCUUAAUAUUAUAAGAACUUUACAAAGAAAGAAGAAUAAGAGUUAAACGCGGUUUAUGGCGCAUAAAAAUUGAAAUCUAUUUAAAGUUCCAUAUUUGCAAACGUUUCAACUAAAUAUUAUGAUAUCUAAAUGUAAUACUCGAUUUUUGGUGAACUGCAAAAAAUGUUUAAAUACAUUUAGCCCUGCAGCUAACGUCAAUAGACAACGCACUCAUUCUGUUUGUACUUCCACCUGGAGAUUUUUUUUUACAUGAAUACGACUGUAAUGCAUUGUAGAUGGCUCGAAAAUGAAACCGGAACGAUUCAAAUAUGGAACUUUAAAUAAAUUUCAAUUUUUCACGUUUGACCCUUAUGCUCAUUCUUUUAUGUAAAAUUAAAAAAAUUUUUUUAUGAAAUUUUAGAGCUGGCUUCGGUAAAAUUUUUCACCAAGAUUCUUUUAUAUCUGAAUCUAAGUACAGCGAUCUUUUAGCUAAGGAUACAUACGUAUACAUAUAACAAGUAACAUUCCAAGACUCUGUAGAAAUUCUAUCGCGUUAAACACAAUUUUAUUAGGCAAUUCAGAGUCAACGCUAUUAUUAUUGCGCAAAAUUAUUUAUCAAGAGACACGGUAGUGGCUCGCGCUAAAUGAAAGCGUAGCUUUCGCGAGCCCGACCGUGUUCUUUACGCGAGUACGCGACUUGCGAGCACCCGAGAUUAUCGGAUCUCAGAAACGGCUAAACGGAUCGAGUUCUAACUAGGCUCAAUCGAAAGCUUGGGGUCAAUUUGUAUUAGAAAACUAUUUUUAUUUUUCCUCUACGUAUCCUAUGAGAGGAGAUAUCACGACGCAAAGUCCAAAUGUCAAAAUUUUCAUGUAAGAUACGCCGUCGUCGACUUCAGAUUGUUUUAUAACAUCAGACAAUAUUACAGUCGUUUCGACUCAAAAUUUUAAAUGUAUUUUUUUGCUAUGAAUAAAAGAUUUAAACAUAUUCUUUAAACCUUAACCUCUUAUGAGAAAUAUGAUGACUCCUCAAUACGUUUCUAUGGUGUAUGCUUUGUAUUAUUUACACAAUUACACAAAAUCUACAAUUUAAAUGCAGAAUGAACUAAUUAGAGAAAUCGUGACAAAAUACUUUAUAGUUUAUCAUUAUCUUCCGAGAGAUAGCAGUUAAAUAAAAUAUUUUUAGUCGGAUUUAAAUCCGGGUCUUCGGCACACAGAAUAGACGCACAAUUCUCUACGUCACAAUCGUUACAUAUAACUGCAUAUAAUAAAACAAAUAAAAAUACUAUGUCAACUAAAUUAGUUCAAUCUAAGUAAGAAUUUGAUUAAGUCCAAAAAGAACUUAAAUUUUAUUAUUUUAGAAAUUUAAAUUAUUCUUACAAGGUACAGCGUUUUUGUUUUAUUUUAAUGCAGUAUUUUUGUAUCUACAAUAAUUGUAAUGUUAAAAUGUAAUUUGAUUUGAAGAUGCAUUGAUAUUGUAAAACUAAAAACUCUAAGAAAUUCUAUUUAUUUUUUUAAAUAAAUAUGUACAUUUUUAAAACAUUGUUUCUUAAGCAGAUAUAAAAUUUAUAUCUGUCUUUAUAUCUAUAUUGUGAAUAAUAUUUCUCUCUUCAAAAAACAAAUCAGUAUCAACUUAUCAGAGAUAAAUAUUUUAUAUCCAUUAUAUUAUCUCUUUAAGAAAAGUGUUUUUGUUUUUUCAUGUUUAUAUUAUAAAAACAAAAAGAUUAUGAUUAAUAUAUGCACGAUAAUUGGAUUCAUUAAUUAGUAUUACAAAUGUAACAUUAUAUUACCGGUAUUCAUAGUUCGUUUCUUAAGAAGUCUUCUCUUAAGAUGCUAAUACGGCUCUGUGGUUGGUUUAUAAACAUCUUAACAUUGUACUUAAGACAAUCUUGACUAAUCGACGAUCUUCUAAUAGAUUUUCUAAUUUUUCUUGCUGACUUUUUAAUUAUGAGAAAUGCAUGGAACUGUGCACACUUCUGUCCUCUCACAUUUGAGAUUAACUCUUGACGUACACGAAGAUGUCGACAAAGAUAAAAAAUUUUUAUACUCUUACACAUAAGAAGAAAGUAUUCUUCAGAAUUUACAAUUCUUAUUUAAACUCUUAUUGCUUUAAGUUUAGAUUAUUUUAGAAUUUAAUUAUUAAUAUAGUUACUUUUGUUUCCGCUUCGUGAAGAUUCCUAUUUCGGAAUUCUUUAUAUGGGUUAUUUAUUGAUUACCCAAACAAAACGGGAGUUUUUAGUACGUUGUAUAAGUCUGUUCUAUCAAUUACAAUGUUAUUGCAAUGUUAUUGAGAAAUAUUUUUAAUGUACAUACGUUUAUAAAAAUUUUUAAAGAAAAAGAUAUUAUAUGUCAUAAUUUAAACGUUCCAUAUUAUUAUUAUUAUUAUUAUUAUUAUUAUUAUUAGAUUUUGUCCUGUAAGAAAGAUAUAGUAUUGCUCGUUAUGCUACCAAGUUAGCUUAAUUUUCCUUCUUUUUCUUCUUCUCCUUCUUUCUUGUAAAAUAGACUUAAACCUAGUUUUUUUUCUCUUAUGUAUAUCUAUGAUAUGCACGUAGAUUAGACACAGACAUACGAGACCUACAGUUUAACGCCAGUUCCGAACGGCUAGACUAAAGAGAUCUGUGUGCAUAAAAUACUCUUAAUGACUCACCAUUUCAUCGUAGAGGACAAGCGUAUAAUUACACAAUUUUCAGUGAAAUAUUUUCUCAAAUUCGACUAAACUCCUGACUUCCUUGUGUGGAAGUUUCAAUUUCAAAGAGACGAAACUCUAUUUCCCAUUUCCGAAAAUGAUUAAAAAAGAGACGUUAAGCAGGACACCCUGUAUAAAGAAUAUUUUUUCGCAUCUGAUGUCAUCAAUACAAAAUGGCUGCAAUGAAUAAACAGGGGCCUUAAUCAAUUAUAAUUUAAUAUUUACUGUUUAGAAUUUUACUGUUAAUUUAAUACUGGUUUGAAUGACAAAUUCUUUAUAUGAGACAAAACUUCCUAAAUUAUGAAACUCCUAUUUAUUAUUAUUUUUUAAUAAUUAUGCGUAUGUUAAAACAUUGUUUUUUUAAAAAGGUAAUAUAAAUCUUAUAUUAUCUUUUCUCUGCGCACAACAAAAGAAUGUUAGAUAUUAGAAAUUAAAAUUAGAAUUUUAGAAUCAGUUUCCUCAACAAUCGUGAACAUUUAAAUGUAACGUACAAUUGAUACAAAUAAAGAAUAAGAUAAAAUAUAAAUGUGUCGUACAAAAUACAACAUAACUUAUUAUUCAUUUGUAAUAUUUAAUGAAAUAUUUAAUGAGUCUAAAAUUCUAAUUCACAUUCCUAAUGCCUAAUGUUCCUCCAAUGUGCGCAGAAACAUAGAAAACAUGUUUUUUUUUGUUUUCUUUUUAUCUUUAUAUUAUAAAAUAACGAUUGUGAUUAACACAGUAUAUAACAUUAAUUAGUUUAUUAAGGACAUUAGAUGCUAUUAAAAAUGUAAGAGUAUAUAAUUUCUUCUUGUUGAUUUUUUGAUUGUAAGAUAUGUAUGGAUCUCAUACCACUGAUCCUCUACUUAUUCUAGUUAUUUACAAUUUGUUUUUGCUUAAUAAUAUCGAUCGAUACAUUCGAUCCCCGAUUUUGCAAGAGAGAAAGUAAGUGAAAAACAUCUCGCUCAAAAAGUGAGCCCUAUACGUAACAUGUAACCUUAGUAUUUGUAUCGUUACAAUGAACUUUAAGCUAUAUCGACUUAAGCUGUAUAUUAUCUGCGUAUAACAUUAUAAGUGACAAAAAUAAGUUAUAAAUAUUGUACCGUAAUUAAGAAAUAAACGUUAAAUAUCAUCCUUCAAA